This is a messenger RNA of Dreissena polymorpha, 1312 nucleotides long. Its product is annotated as deoxynucleoside triphosphate triphosphohydrolase SAMHD1-like. The transcript is spliced from 8 exons. The record is from RefSeq and is a predicted model, not a curated record. Gene Ontology annotation, molecular function: dGTPase activity. Lineage: Eukaryota; Metazoa; Mollusca; Bivalvia; Myida; Dreissenidae. Gene Ontology annotation, biological process: dGTP catabolic process. Bases 74 to 781 code for a protein of 235 amino acids. Gene Ontology annotation, cellular component: nucleus.
UAGGAUUGUACAGGCUUUACUUAAAGCUGAUGAACAUCUUCAAUUCGAAGGAAAAGACGGACAAUUGAAAAAAAUGAGCCAAGCUGUUGAUGAUAUGAAAGUAUUGAGCAAACUAACAGAUGAUGUUUUUAAUGUAAUACUGAACUCGACGAAACCGGAAUUACGAGAAUCCAGAGAAAUCUUGCGCAACGUUUUGUCACGCGAAUUACCAAAGUUUGUUCGCGAGAAACCGUUGCCGGGAAAUUAUGCUGACGACAAAGAAUCAAUAGAGAAGAUAAAGCAAAACAUGAACAUCCCGAGAACGGAAUACAUCAUUCAGGUGGCAAACCUUGAUUUUGGAAUGAAGACGGAAAACCCAAUAAACACCCAAGAAACCGACCCAAUCAACAAUCAACAAGCGGACCCAAUCAACAAUCAAGAAACCAGCCCGAUCCAAAAAAUGCUUUUCUACCGAAAACAUAAUUUUGAUGUUGCACAAACGGAAGAGACACAGCUUUUUCCACCAGUGCGUAAUAAGGAGAAACUAGUGCGUGUCUUCUCUACAAAAAAAUAUCCUGAAUCAUGUGAACAUGUUGACCAGAAAUUUUGUGAGGCAAUGGAAAAAAUGGCUAGAGAGAGACCUGCCGACGAAGGACCCGGUGAGAGAUCAGUCGAGAGGAAUCAACAGGAAGUCAUUGUUCCAAACAUCGCUGUUAUUUCCGAUCGAGGAUUUGUUUCACAAGUACACUUUAAGGUAAAACAUCAUAACAGCAGGAACUAUUAUGACUGGUGGUGGAAUUAAUCUUAGCCCCGUAUUCAACAUCAGUUUGUAAACCCUAUUCGAAUGUUUCCUUAAAAAUAGGAAUAUUCCUGAACUUGGAAUUCGGCACCUCUGACUUCAUCAUUAGUUGUGUUAUAUAUUUUGUUAUUGACAUUAACAUUAGGCAAGGCCCUAUAUAUCCAAUCGCUUGACGUAUUUGUAUUGGUUUUAAGUGUAUUUUUUAUUCUGGAGCCUAAGAAUUGGUUGGUGAAUACUUGCCGGGAUAAAUAAAAAAUAUAACGACGAAUUAGUUUCUUUGCAUUUAAAAGGUUUCAAUAGCAUUGCAGAAAUUAUUGUAAGGAAUUCAAAUUUUAUUGUAUACUUCGCGAUCAACCGUUUUUCAACAAAGUUGAAAAUCCUAGCUAAUAGAUGGAUGCAUGUUUUCGGUCGUUCGAAACGCGUCAAUAUAGUUUCCGGUCAAUAAAUUGUGUAUGCAUAUACCAAUUUUGAGCGACAACGCAUGAUGUGGUAUUUGAGUCGUGUUGGGUUAUGUUAGAGGUCACAGUUGCUAAA